AUGGCAGAACAACUGAAGAGUUUUUCCUUGUGGUGGGAAGGCCCAACAUGGUUAUCAUCAUUCGGACCACUGCAAGAAAAAAUUCAGUUUGAAACAAAGGAAGAUAUUAAAAUAUCAAAGCAAUGUCAGGCGGCAACACUUGUUUCAGACAAUACAAUCAACGAGUUAUUGACUCGAACAAGUUGCUUAGCACGCACCACUCGGGUCAUUGCUUGGAUGCUCCGGUUACGGCCCCGGCGUCAGCAAAAACCUACUUACCUCACUACAAGUGAGUUACAUGCUGCAAGAAAUAUAAUUAUUAAAUAUCAACAAGAGAUCGACUUUUCGGAUGAAAUCAAGAAACUUAAAAAUAAUCAAAAUUUAAGUUCGAAAAGUAGAAUACUUAGCCUUAAACCUUUUCUGGACCAAGAUGGAAUGCUUCGAGUUGGUGGCAGAAUAACGAAAGCAAAUAUCAGCUGGGAACGCAAGCACCCGCUCAUCAUUGCACACAGUGGCCAUCUCACAAACUUGCUCAUCGAUCAAGCUCAUAAGAAGACCUUUCACGGUGGAGCGAGGCUUACCUUAGCUUACCUGAGACAAGAUUACUGGAUCAUAGGCGGUAAUCGAGCUACAAAAAAGCAAAUUCGAUUGUGCAUAACCUGUCGAAGACAUAAACCCGAGAGACCUAUUCAAAUAAUGGGAGAUCUACCAGAAUCAAGAUCGAAUCCUUCAAGGCCAUUCUUAAAUACGGGUGUUGACUUCACGGGUUUUGUAAAUGUCAAGGCCAAUAAGGGCCGCGGUAUCAAGACAACGAGGGGCUACAUAGCUGUCUUUGUAUGCAUGGCCACAAAAGCAGCAGACCUGAGCUCAGCAUCAUUUAUAGCAGCUCUAAGAAGAAUGGCAGCCCGAAGAGGUACUCCACAACACAUAUUCAGCGACAACGGGACAAACUUUGUCGGCGCCAACAAGAUAUUGCAGGAAGAGUUUAAUAUCAUAAAAUCAAGCCUAGAUCAGCAUUUUUAUAACACGAUCAGUGACAUGAACCUCACGUGGCAUUUUAAUGCACCAUCAUGGCCUAGCGCCGGCAGACUGUGGGAAGCUGCAGUGAAAAGCCUGAAACAUCAUCUCCGCCGAGUGCUGGGUGAUCAGCACUUGACCUUCGAGGAGUUUUCAACCCUCCUUGCUCAAAUAGAGGGAUGUCUAAACGCACACCCACUGUGCGCAUUGAGUGAGGAUCCUGAGGAUAUCGACUAUCUGACUCCAUCACACUUUUUAUCGAGCGGUCCGACUUUAAGCAUCGUCGAAUCAGAAAAAGACGAAAGAACACGCUGGAAAUUGACUCAGAAGAUAUUUCACGACAUUUGGAAAAGAUGGCAAUCAGAAUACCUAUGUCAACUACAAUCAAGAAGCAAGUGGACACUGUCUAAGCCAAACAUCAAAGUCGGCGAUGUCGUAAUAAUUCAUGAGCCAAACUUACCUGCUGGAAAAUGGGCCAUGGGAAGAGUGACGGAAGUCCAUCCUGGAAAUGAUGGGUUUGUCAGGGUCGUAUCACUUAAGACAAAAAACGGAAUCAUGAAAAGACCUAUCACAAAAUUAUCAAUUCUACCUGUGUCGGAAAAUCUAGAAGAAAAUCGAAGUGAAGAUAACGAAGUAUUAAAGGUGCCGAAGAAAUCAAGUUCUAAGAAAAUAAAUAUCACAUCGAUGGCGGUAAUGCUGUUGAUGUUGAUUAUAACUCCAGUUCAAUGCGCUCACAACAUAUCAUAUUUCAAUAACAAUCAAAGAAUUUACUUCGAUAAAAUAUCAAAUAUGAAAUUGGCACGGGACGAAUGGAAAUUAAUCGUUUAUUACGAUAUCGAGCUCUAUUGGCAAGGAAUAACAUUAUUUUCUAAGUACAUCAAUCACUGA
Messenger RNA from Aricia agestis (brown argus), 1884 nucleotides. RefSeq lists its product as uncharacterized. The record is from RefSeq and is a predicted model, not a curated record. The transcript has a single exon. Gene Ontology annotation, biological process: DNA integration. Bases 1 to 1884 code for a protein of 627 amino acids. Lineage: Eukaryota; Metazoa; Arthropoda; Insecta; Lepidoptera; Lycaenidae. Gene Ontology annotation, molecular function: nucleic acid binding.